AUGGCCGAUUCUUGGAAGCGAGACGCCGGAGACGAUCAUCCAAACGACGAUGCGUCGGAUUCGUCGUCGUCCACCGUCGAUUCUGGAUCCGAGCGUGAGACUGGAGUUUCUCCAGAUCCGUUGACUGCACAAGGCGGACGAGGCUUUCUGGUAGGGGAGGAUAGGGUUUUGAGGUGGUUACAGGCGUUGGAUAUGCAAGUUUUGGGAGCGUGUCGAGGUGACGAGAGGUUGAAGCCGUUGUUGAAGCUGGACGUAUCUAACGGAGUGGCGGAAGAUCGAUUGCUCGCUCAUCUUAGCCAGCACUUUGAACCUGCGGAAAUUGGUAUGCUGGCGAGGUGUUUUUGCAUACCGUUGGUUUCAGUUCGCGUUGGGAAGAUUAACAAGGAAGGGACCUUAAUGCGUCCUACUCCCAUUAGGGGUAACUUGAGCCUUAUGAUCCUGCCAACAUCAGAUUUGCGACUCUCAUUUGUCGGAGACAAUGGCCACUCAGAGCAACUUUUCACUUAUGCCAACAAAUCUCAGUGCUCUGCGGUGUCAAUUGAGGAGAUCUCUGCAGACAGCUCUGGUAGAUCAUUUGUUAUAAGGAUCGCAGAUGGCAACACUUUUUACUAUUGGUGCUCAGAGAAGUCAAAACUUCUAGGAAUUGAACUGCGUAGGAAGAUGGAUGAGUUGAUCAAGAAGAAGCCAUCAGUCUCAGAACUAACAGGAAUUGAAGAAUCACGUCUUGGCUCUGUUGCUUCUCAUCUCCGUUUGUAUCUCAUGGGUUCGGUCGUGCCUAACAUCAAAGGUUGUCCAGUCCCAACUCCUGAUUCGUCAUCGUCUUCUGGUUCUUCUGAAACAACUGCUUCCUCCUCUUCUGCAUCAUCAAUAUCUCUUCGGGCACGCCACUCUGGGACGCACCUGGCUAAGUCUCAAGGAAGCAUCAGCUGUAGCUCAAGUUCCUUCGAAGAAAAUACACUGAGAAACUCUUCUCUACGUAUCUCCUCCAGAGAUGAAUCAAAGCAAAGCAGUGAAGACCAUUUCUCGAUCUUUGAAGUCACCACCAGUGCAGAAGGUUUCAUCCAGUCAGAAGAAGGUGAAGAAGCAGCAGAUGACAGUAAUGGAAUCGGUCAAAUACUCUUUUCUGAAGCAGCGGACUUGGGACUAACUUCACUGACCUUACCGCCACAGUUUCCUAUGAAGAUGGGUCCACCAGUGUUUUCUCCGUAUUACUGCUGGUGCCCUCCAAGCACCUCAUCGAUUCACGCACCAUCUGCUUCUUAUCAGUUCCCUCCACUAUCCAUCGAGCUACCUUUGCUUCCACCUCUUUCCUCCUUACUACCAUCAUCAGGGUCAGAUGGGUUCUUGAUUCCAUCAUCACCACUCGAUCUCUCCGACAUCCCUCCAUUGCCUUUGGUCCACCACAUACCCAUACCUGGCGCAUCAUCAUCAUCGUCAUCUUCCCAGCAGCAGAUGAUGAUUCCUAUAAUGUGCGACCCUAUCGUUCAUAUUCCAGUAAUGGAUAUAUGCUCGUCAGGUCAAGCUUAUCUGGUAAGCGCUGGACCUACCGGGAUGAUACCCACUGGAAUCCCACCGCUCUCGGUGGAGAAUGAGUCGCUGGUGGAGAAAGGAGCAAGAGAAACACUGAGAUUGCUCAUAAGCGGAGCCAAUGCAACAACCUCUGCUCCUUUGAACCACCACCACCACCACGGAAGCAGAGGUCUAUACAGUGGAACAAGGGACGUGAGUGGAGUGAGCUUGUUUGCACCCAUUGGGCUGAAACAACCGAGUGCAGGUGACGAGGGAGAAGGUUCUGGGGAUAGUGGGAGCUCAGGCGAAGCAGUGCCUCCCAAAGAGUCUUCUGGUUAGUGUUUUUUUUGAGGUUCUUUGUAAGUGUUUUUUUCUUUCUCCAAAAUGGAAAUCGAAAAAGUGUAUAGAAAGGGGAGAGGCUUGUGAAGCUCGUCUCUCGCUUAGUUCUUUUGGUUUAUGUUCAGCCAACUCUUUUGUUAUAAGGUGUAAUUAGUCUGUUUUUUUUUUCUGUGUAGCUUGGUUAUCAUCUUCGUUAUGUUUUGAAACUUAAAGGAGGCUAAGACCUUCGGGUAAUAAUUGAAAGUUGUUUUGACAUAUG
Eruca vesicaria subsp. sativa (arugula) is the source of this 2107-nucleotide messenger RNA. The record is from the annotation of a GenBank genome assembly. Lineage: Eukaryota; Viridiplantae; Streptophyta; Magnoliopsida; Brassicales; Brassicaceae.